ACGCAUCUGCGCAUGCGUAGCUUUUCUCUCCCUCACAGUUUGGUAAGGGCAGCGAUGACUCCGGCCUUGACCAGCCGGCCGGGAAGUGAAUAGGAGUUUUGUGGAUUUCAACAUUCUUUCCGUAUUUCUUACUUCAAUAUGAUGCACUUCCUGUUGCUGUUCAGUCGUCAGGGGAAGUUACGGCUGCAGAAAUGGUUCCUGCCCCUCCCGGAGAGAGAGAGGAAGAAGAUUGUGAAGGACAUGACCACUAUGGUGUUGUCACGAAAACCACGCACAUGUAACUUCCUGCACUGGAAGGACCUGAAGAUUGUCUAUAAGAGGUACGCCAGUCUGUAUUUCUGCUGUGCUUUGGAGAACAAGGAUAAUGAACUUCUGGCUUUAGAGAUUCUGCACCGUUAUGUGGAGCUACUUGACAAAUACUUUGGCAAUGUAUGUGAGCUGGACAUCAUCUUUAACUUUGAGAAGGCUUAUUUCAUCCUGGAUGAGUUUCUGAUGGGUGGAGAGAUUCAGGAGACGUCCAAACAGUCUAUUGCAAAGUCUGUAGAGGCCUCAGAUAUGCUGCAAGAGACGAUGGAAGAAUACAUGAGCAAACCAGCCUUCUGACAGCAGCUGACGUGAUACAAUGUGACAAAAGGGAAAGAAACCUGCCUCCGCAGUGUAGGUUGUGUCCUUCACUCAGGACACAAAUUGUCAUGGCAAGAAAUUACAGACUUCAUUCAUGAGGGAUGCAGAAUUUUUUUUUCUUAUUUAUUAUUAUUAUUAUUAUUUUCUUCUCAAUGCUUGUAUGAACUUUAUCAAUUCCACUCAAAUUUUAAUAGAACUGAAUCAGGGUUCAUGUUGUGUUUUUGAAUAGGUUAUGUCUUGUCAGCUUAUAAAAAUAAAUGUAAUGCAGAAUUUCUGUGAUGGCUCCAGCAUGCAUAUACAAAUGCAACCAUAGAUUCAGCUGAUAAUGUUCAACUUUUAUAUCAAAAUCAUUUUAUAUAAUAAUCAUAUAUUUGCAAUAACCUUAAACCUUGGCUUAUCUGAAGUGCCUUUUCAUGUUUUUAAACACGUUGCAUGUCUCAGGAGACAUUUAGUUCAAGAAAAAAAAGAAAAAAAAACACUUUUGAUGAAAUGUUAAUGCUGUUUUAUGAGCACACUUUGUUGAUUUAAUUAAAAUUGUCUUUUUGAUAUGAUUUAGUCUCAGGCAAGUGUUUGCAAUUUUCUCUAAUUAAAUGCAUCCGGUGCUUUCUAAAA
Molecule: messenger RNA, 1236 nt
Organism: Sinocyclocheilus rhinocerous
Lineage: Eukaryota; Metazoa; Chordata; Actinopteri; Cypriniformes; Cyprinidae
Product: AP-1 complex subunit sigma-3-like
Exons: 5
Coding region: 139-603 (154 amino acids)
Biological process (GO): intracellular protein transport; vesicle-mediated transport
Cellular component (GO): membrane coat; AP-1 adaptor complex
Molecular function (GO): clathrin-cargo adaptor activity
Source: RefSeq, a predicted model, not a curated record